Synchiropus splendidus (mandarinfish) is the source of this 1772-nucleotide messenger RNA. It is a transcript of the gene idh2, whose product is annotated as isocitrate dehydrogenase (NADP(+)) 2. The record is from RefSeq and is a predicted model, not a curated record. Lineage: Eukaryota; Metazoa; Chordata; Actinopteri; Syngnathiformes; Callionymidae. Gene Ontology annotation, cellular component: mitochondrion. Gene Ontology annotation, biological process: isocitrate metabolic process. Bases 87 to 1442 code for a protein of 451 amino acids. The transcript is spliced from 11 exons. Gene Ontology annotation, molecular function: magnesium ion binding; isocitrate dehydrogenase (NADP+) activity; NAD binding.
UAUUGCGGAGGCGCUCUCGAGCUUCUCCCCCUCUCUCUUUCGCUCUCUCUGAGUGUGAACCGCUGCUAGACCCGGUCUGGUUGAACAUGGCUGGAUAUUUGAAAGUGCUCAGCUCCAUCUCCAGGUCCGCCGGCGCCGCGUUCUCCAGAAGCCCCGCGGUGCUCGCCCCGGCUGCUACACAGACCUUGCAACAAAGAAACUAUGCCGACAAACGGAUCAAAGUGGCCCAGCCGGUGGUGGAGAUGGACGGAGACGAGAUGACCAGGAUCAUCUGGGAGUUCAUCAAGGAGAAGCUCAUCUUGACCAAUGUGGAUGUCGAGCUCAAGUAUUAUGACCUGGGUCUGCCGUACCGCGACCAGACUGAUGACCAGGUCACCAUCGACUCUGCGCUGGCCACCAAGAAGUACAACGUGGCGGUGAAGUGUGCGACCAUCACGCCCGACGAGGCCAGAGUGGAAGAGUUUGGCCUGAAGAAGAUGUGGAAGAGCCCCAACGGUACCAUCAGAAACAUCCUGGGUGGCACCGUCUUCCGUGAGCCAAUCAUCUGCCAGAACAUUCCCCGACUGGUCCCGGGCUGGACGCAGCCCAUCACCAUCGGCAGACACGCCUUCGGCGAUCAGUACAGAGCAACUGAUUUCGUGGUGGACCAGCCCGGAAAGUUCAAGAUCAUCUUCUCACCCGCCGACGGCAGCGCAGGCAAAGAGUGGGAGGUGUACGACUUCCCCGCAGGCGGCUGUGGCAUGGGAAUGUACAACACCGACGAGUCCAUCACCGGCUUCGCUCACAGCUGCUUCCAGUACGCCAUCAACAAGAAGUGGCCGCUGUACAUGAGCACCAAGAACACCAUUCUGAAGGCCUACGACGGCCGCUUCAAGGACAUCUUCGAGGACAUCUUUCAGAAGCACUACAAGCCGGAGUUCGACAAGCUGAAGAUCUGGUACGAGCACAGGCUCAUCGACGACAUGGUCGCCCAGGUUCUCAAGUCCUCCGGGGCCUUCGUGUGGGCCUGCAAGAACUAUGACGGAGACGUUCAGUCCGAUAUCCUGGCACAAGGGUUUGGCUCUCUGGGACUCAUGACGUCUGUCCUGGUUUGCCCCGAUGGCAAGACCAUUGAGGCGGAGGCUGCCCACGGCACCGUGACCAGGCACUACCGCGAGCACCAGAAGGGGAGACCCACCAGCACCAACCCCAUUGCCAGCAUCUUCGCCUGGACCAGAGGCCUGGAGCAUCGUGGGAAGCUGGAUGGAAACCCUGACCUCAUCAAGUUCUCCCAGACCCUGGAGAGGGUGUGUGUGGAGACUGUGGAGAGCGGAACCAUGACCAAGGAUCUGGCUGGCUGCAUCCACGGACUGUCCAAUGUCAAGCUGAACGAGCACUACGUCAACACCACAGACUUCCUGGACGCCAUCAAGACGAACCUUGACAAGGCCCUUGGCAAGUGAAGGAUGAUGAGCACCGUCGGCCUGGAGGUGGCGCUGUCACAUUGUUUUUGUACCUCAUUUUUAACUUAAAAAAAGGUCAUUCAAUUCCCAUACAUUUUAUCUGAAGGGCACGUAACGUACCGUCUCUAUAGAGUGUAGCGUUCUGUUAGUCGAUGUUACUCGAGGGCGUCCCUUCAGACCGAUCCCUCCUUUGGAAAAUAAAUAAUCUGUCCCAUAUUUACAAGGUUUUAUUUUUGUAAUGUGAAGUACUGUAUUCAUUCUUCUGUAAAGCCUUGAGCCAGACUGAAGCCUGUCAAAUGCACUUGUCAAUAAACUUAGCUUGACCCACUG